AUGGCUGUCAUCGUUGAAGGAAUACGCUGUCUCUACAGUGCAGCACAGACACCGUCGUUCUGGGCACUAGCUGCUCUUGCGCUGGUUGCUGCUACUCUGGUCUACAAGUACCUUAUCUCUGUUGAAACGGGCCCAAUAUAUCAAAAGAAGUAUAAGCCACUGCCGGUGGCCAAGGCGAACAACAAGAACAGAAAAUUCGGCCACUGGACACCCGAGCAGUUCACGUAUCCUCCCGUGAAACCGUACCCGGACUGGUCGAUCGAGAAGACCAAGCCGAUCGCGUACCGGGCGUUCAAACACACCUAUUUCGUCACCAUGGGCAUCCGCAACAUGGAGUGGGACAGCUGGAUUGAGCUGGACAACGAGUGGCGCAAGUACCAUGCCCGCAAGCUCCAGAGACUCGAAGAAAAAAAUAGCGAUCUGUACGGCACGUCGCCAGACGCCUGGGACGGCGUGCUUGAGCUGUUGGAGGAGUUCCGCAACUACCUGCCCCAGCGCUAUCCAAGCUUAUUCCGGGCAACGCCCAAGGGGAUUGAGAACCUUGAAACGGGCGAGUCGUUCGAGUUCAUAGGCGUUCCUAGAUCGGAGUUCAAGAUGGACCCGGUUCUGAUGGCCUCGCUGCUGGUCCAGGACGAUCUUGCGGUGAUGGUUGAAAACGAAAAGGGCGAGUACGUUCUUCGCGCAGGCGCAAUCAUGCUGGCCGGAUUCUGGAGACUCAAAGAUAAACUGGGCAUGCCGUUGAGCAUGAUCCAUACCAGCGGAGACGUGCCUAAAUAUAACGAGAAGCUCAAGGCAGGCAUGGAAAAAUUCUUCAUCAGACAGACGUGCGACAAGCCGGUCGUGCGAAACAACUACUUCCUCCAGGCAGACGACGAUCUGGCAUGGUCGUACUCGAUCGGAGACGAGUCCAAAGAGGUGGUCGGCUGGUACACAGCGAGCCCUGCUACCGACAUUAACAAGAUUUAUUUCAGGUCAGAAAGACAGUCGGUCAGAAGACUGCCCAAGACGGGAGUCACGAUCUUCACGAUCAGAACGUACUUUUUGCCAAUCGUCAAGCUGUGCGAGGAACCGUUCGUCCCCUUGCGCCUGCUGAACGGAAUAAAAAGCUGGGAUAAAGACGUGCAGGAAUACAGAGGCUAUACGAUCUUUAAAGACGUUCUCAUGCCAUACUUGGAGGAGAAGGCCAAAGAACAAGCCGAAAUGGGCUACACCCCUGAUAAAGAGCCCAACAGCUAUCCGUACUGA
Messenger RNA from Ogataea angusta, 1245 nucleotides. RefSeq lists its product as uncharacterized. The record is from RefSeq and is a predicted model, not a curated record. The coding region runs from base 1 to 1245 and encodes 414 amino acids. NCBI's taxonomy places the organism in Eukaryota, Fungi, Ascomycota, Pichiomycetes, Pichiales, Pichiaceae. The transcript has a single exon.